CCGAGGCCCACACGUGACACCGCACCAAGAAGAAGGUGGCCGGCAGAUAACGGGUGGCGCUCUCGUGGCUUCGUUUUCAAGCGUCCUCGACUCCACUCCCCUUCCCAUCUCUCUUUCGAUUCCAACACCGAAAUUUAAGUACGGAAACCUUCUCUCCUUUUCCACUCUCUUGAGACAACCAAUCGAACACUUCGGAAGCAGAAGCAAAAGUAGCAGAAAAAUCCAGAGGAAGAUGUCGUGGCAACAGUAUGUGGACGAGCACUUAAUGUGCGACGUUGAGGGGAACCAACUCACUGCAGCUGCCAUCAUCGGCCAGGAUGGCACCGUUUGGGCCCAGAGCUCCACCUUCCCUCAGUUUACGGCAGAAGAAAUAUCUGCCAUUAUGAAAGAUCUCGAUGAACCUGGAACUCUUGCACCCACUGGCUUGUUUCUUGGUGGCACAAAGUAUAUGGUAAUUCAAGGUGAACCAGGGGCUGUCAUACGAGGAAAAAAGGGCUCUGGUGGUGCCACUGUCAAGAAGACCAAUCAGGCGUUGAUUAUUGGCAUAUAUGAUGAGUCUCUGACUCCUGGUCAGUGCAACAUGAUUGUUGAAAGGCUUGGUGAUUAUCUGAUUGAACAAGGUCUCUAGAAUGCAAGUUAAUGAUUUUACAGUGGUGGAAGUGAUAUGUUGGAAAGUGAGAGAUUUGGCUUGGCUUCUCUUGUAUGGAAUAUUUGUACCUGUAUCCUUUCAAUUUAUGGUUGAAUCCUAUUAAUUUAUAGUGGAUUGUUGUUGAUGAGGCAGUUCUGGAUUUUUUGUGAAUGAAGCUUCAAAUCUGACAGAAA
Messenger RNA from Tripterygium wilfordii, 822 nucleotides. Its product is annotated as profilin. The record is from RefSeq and is a predicted model, not a curated record. Bases 233 to 628 code for a protein of 131 amino acids. The transcript has 4 exons. Lineage: Eukaryota; Viridiplantae; Streptophyta; Magnoliopsida; Celastrales; Celastraceae. Gene Ontology annotation, cellular component: cell cortex. Gene Ontology annotation, molecular function: actin monomer binding.